This is a messenger RNA of Solanum tuberosum (potato), 744 nucleotides long. Its product is annotated as nuclear transcription factor Y subunit B-6. Gene Ontology annotation, biological process: regulation of transcription by RNA polymerase II. Gene Ontology annotation, molecular function: DNA-binding transcription activator activity, RNA polymerase II-specific; protein heterodimerization activity; RNA polymerase II cis-regulatory region sequence-specific DNA binding. The transcript is spliced from 2 exons. Gene Ontology annotation, cellular component: nucleus; CCAAT-binding factor complex. The record is from RefSeq and is a predicted model, not a curated record. NCBI's taxonomy places the organism in Eukaryota, Viridiplantae, Streptophyta, Magnoliopsida, Solanales, Solanaceae. The coding region runs from base 19 to 501 and encodes 160 amino acids.
AGCUCCAGAGAGAAAAUAAUGUUGGUGGUUCAUGAAAUGGAGGAUACUCAUGGUUCCCUCCUACACCUGCUACGGGUGGGAGUGCCUGCUCAUCUCAACCAAGAUUCUGAAUGCACCAUUCAGGAGCAAGACCGAUUCAUGCCAAUAGCAAACGUGAUUAGAGUCAUGCGCCGGAUCCUUCCUCCCCGUGCCAAGAUAUCUGAUGACUCCAAACAGACCAUCCAAGAAUGUGUCUCUGAGUUCAUAAGCUUUGUAACUGGUGAAGCCAAUGAGCGUUGCCAGCGUAAGACCAUCACUGCUGAAGAUGUGCUUUGGGCAAUGAGCAAGCUUGGUUUUGAUGACUACAUUGAACCCUUAACUUUCUACCUGCAUCGUUAUCGUGAGUUUGAUGGUGGUGAGCGUGUAACUUUGAGAGGGGAGAAGCGCCCAAUGCUUGAUCACCUGCUGCCUCCAAUAGCUCAUCACCAUGCAGGUCCACCACCAAUGGCCAGCCAACACUAGUUAUAUGCAGGGGGAUGGGAUCACUUCUCAGUGUGCUGUGGAAAGUGAUGACUCUCUUACAGAGGAGUGGUGCGAUCAGUUUCUCUGCUGAAGGAAUUGAUUGAGCUGUUGUUGAAACUUCAAGUUUCUCUGUUACCUAAUCUAGGAUACUUCUUUGCAAAGUUUAGGAAUGUUUCUUUCCAACUAAGUGAGCUGAAUGGUGGCCUCUCCAAUCGGUUGUUAGCAUAGUAUAUAAUGCUGCCU